CCCAUGGCUUUGACCCUCUCAGAACUGCUGUUGUCUGCGUUCAACGAUCUGUGUCCAUUUCUGCAACAUUUCUGCAACAAUACUCCGUCCAUCAGCAUUAGAUUCAGAAGCAACAAGAAGAAUCCCCCGCCGCCCAGCAUUGGAAUUUUUCUUUGAUGUGAAUUGUUGCCAUGAGGACGACUAUAUAGCGACUUCCCCCGCCGGCCCCGCCCACAGUGGCAGUGAUACCCCCUUCUCUUUUCUCCAUCCCUUAGCCCCCUUCCUGCUGUCACCAUAGAUUCUGUCAAAGCGAUCAUCGACCCGAAGCCGUCUCUCGCCACGAUGUCCUCGUUGCAGACGUCUUCGCUUCACCGGAAAAUGAGCAAUCGCUCACAGCGCUCCGACUGGACGCACAACGACGGCCACGUCGAGGGUAACCUGAACUGCAUCGCCUUGCGUCAUGGCUGGACACGCACUUUCAGCCUACCCCCAGACGAGGUCAGUGGCAUGGACUAUGCCCUCCUCGAGACCGUCCUCCAGCUCCCCACCCUUAAACUGCGCACCAUGACUACCCGCAUCUUCGUCGAGAACCCGCCGAACAGCGGCAACUGGUCCAAGAUCCGCUUUUGGAAAGACGACGGGUCGCUGCAGAGCGUGCUUGUGCAGCAGUUUUUCGCCGCGCGCAUGCGCGAGGGUGUCAUCACCUCCUUCGACGUGCGCGACGGGCACGACCGCGACGAUGUCAUGAGCAUCAAGAGCGGCAUGUCCGGGCGUAGUGGCGUGUCGCGCAUCGUGCCCGGCACGGGGCAGACGCGCGAGUGGCUCAAACGUCGCGGGCUCGGCGCUCGUUCGCCGGGAAUGACGACCGACGGCGAGGAGGAUGCCAGCGAGGUCGAGCGUCCGCCGAAGCCCCCGCCAAAGGGCGGUCGCAUUCAGGCGCUCAAGUACAUCUUCGGCAUCUCGUCGGAGCCCCCUGCGCCGCGCGUGCGCACCGCAGAGGAGAUCGAGCAGGAGCUCAUCAAUGAGGAGGAGGCCAUGAAGAAGCGCGGCUGGCUCCCGCCCGGCGUCCGAAAGUUCGGGGCGAAGGCGAAGGCCUCGUCCAGCAGCAUCCGCGUCGGCCUCGGUAACAACAUGUUCGGCAACUCCUCCGAGCGCGACUUCUUCCGCCGCCGUCGCCGGCAGAGGCAGCAGACCUCCGACGACGACCAAAACCAGGAGGACCCCUUCGCAGGCGAUGGCGAGGAGAUCAACAUGUCGGACGCGGAUGACCGCAAUCCGGACAUCAACGUCAUCAACGAGGGCGAAGAGGAUGCGCACGAGGUGCAGCAGCCCGAGCAGGGCAAGAAGUGGUUCGGGCUGUUCGGCGGCGGAGGCAGCAACUCGAACCUGAAGACGCCGGACGAGGGCGGCGAGGCGUCUCAGUCGACAACCUCGCUGGCGACGUUGAGCAAGGGCGACAACCCGUUCCUCGGCGCCAGUGAGAAGAAGUCGAAGAAGAAAAAGGACAAGGGCAAGCAGAAGGCGUUCACGGGCGCCGAGCUCGUCAAGGUGCCCAGCGACGCCUUUGAGAAGCCCGAGGACGGCGGGAGUGCGUGAGCCCAGCCCGAAUAUGAUACCCAUUCUUACAUUCUCUUCUAGCACCCAAGCCCUCGUCGGCUGUUUCCUCCCUUCACAAAGACUAAGGGCUACGAUUGCCCUUGAGACACCCUUUUAUGAGUCC
Messenger RNA from Schizophyllum commune H4-8, 1699 nucleotides. RefSeq lists its product as uncharacterized. Lineage: Eukaryota; Fungi; Basidiomycota; Agaricomycetes; Agaricales; Schizophyllaceae. The record is from RefSeq and is a predicted model, not a curated record. The transcript has 4 exons. Bases 322 to 1575 code for a protein of 417 amino acids.